CAAAACAGAUAGUACGGAUGAAUUGUCAAUGGAGCAAGAUGAACAAAGUAAACAGAAAACUGAAGAUUUUCAACUUAGAGAACUUAUGCAGGGCAUUUCCAGCAUACAGACAACGCUAGCUAAUUUCAUGUUACGACUCGAUGGUCAGGGUAAGCAUCUAGAUGACAUUACAAAAGAAAUUAGAGCCAAAAACGGUAUUCAGGAGAGGCUAGAGAAUGUCCAGGAGCAGGCCAAUGAUACUAUCUACCUCGUAACAGAGUUGCAGGACAAUCAGAAGAAAAUGGAGAGAGAAUUAAAUAGAUUCAGAGAUUACGUGGUUAAGCUUGAAUAUCGUGUGAACACGCAAAAUAGCCAAAUUAUCGACCUAAAAUCAAGAUCAAUGGAGAACAAUAUUAUUAUCAGUGGUUUGGAGGAAAAAAGUCCCGAGAAAAAGUCCCCGGAAAAUCUGGCUAAUAUCCUUAGAAAUGUUUUCACCUCUGAAAUGGGGAUGAAAGAGGCAACAGUAAACGAACUCAGAAUAAACAAACUGUUCCGCAUGGGAGAGUAUGAUGUACAAAGAAAGUUCCAGAGACCAAUCUGUGUACAAUUCCGUGAUAAGACUCAAAAAGACCUUGUGAUGAGGCAUAUUAAACAUAAGUAUGCGGAACGCAGUAUCGAGUCAAAAAUCAAGGGUGAUAAACUUGUAUUCACUCAAAGCAACUCAAUUUACCGGGAGAAAGUUGGACCUUUGCCUACAGCAGAUGAAGUGAUCACAAAUGACGUGGUAAAUACUGCCGUUAGUACAGGAAAGUCAAUCGAAGAUAACGGGAACCGCUUCAUAGCACACGCUACGCAGGUCGACUCCUACAAACAAAUCAAGAAAUCGCUGGUGGAUAUCAUGCAUGUCGAGACUGUGCCAAGUCCGAGUAACAAUAUUUAUGCCUACUGUUUCUCAAGUGACGAUGGAGAGCAUGGAGAGCAUGGAGCGGGUAGGUUGUUAUUAAAAACACUAGCCGAUAACGAAAUUAACAAUGCACUCGUAGUUGUGUCAAGAUGGCACGGAAACAACAUCGGACCCCGUCGCUUCUCGCAUAUUAAGGAAGUAGGUCUCGGUGCGGCAAAGAAGUUACCAGUCUCAGUUUGA
Messenger RNA from Saccostrea cuccullata (small rock oyster), 1123 nucleotides. RefSeq lists its product as uncharacterized. The transcript is spliced from 2 exons. Gene Ontology annotation, biological process: GCN2-mediated signaling; regulation of translational initiation. NCBI's taxonomy places the organism in Eukaryota, Metazoa, Mollusca, Bivalvia, Ostreida, Ostreidae. The coding region runs from base 29 to 1123 and encodes 364 amino acids. Gene Ontology annotation, cellular component: cytoplasm. The record is from RefSeq and is a predicted model, not a curated record.